AUGGCGUAUCCGAAAAAGUGAGUGAAGCUCAAAAAUCAGAUCUGGGACCUCAUUUCACGAUUUUUUUCAUUACUUUCAGAUCGGUGUUAGCAUUAUCACCGGAAAAGAAUGUCAAUAUUUCACCUGUAAAAUUGAAACCAAAAUUAUCAAACGAAAAAGAUGCAAAAAAACAAUCGAAUGAAAAAAUCAACAUUGAUCGAACAACUUUGAAAAUUGAUUGGCAAAAAGGAAUCAAUGAUUCGAUUGACAAAAAAAUGAAAGAAUUUGUUGAAAAAGUUUAUAAAAUUGGUGAGAACCUUUUCAAAAUUAACAAUAAAAUAUCUAUGAAUUUCCAGAAAGUGAAAAACGACUUGGCCCACAUUUUCUGGCAAAUCUAAUAAAUAUCCCAAAUCGAGAUCAAAAAUUCACAAAUUUUCUUGCAUUUCCUGGAAAGAAUCGAAAUCCUGAUGUAUUUUGUCUCGAAACAACUCGAGUGAAAUUGAAGAAUAGUUCUAGUGAACGAGAUUAUAUUCAUGCAAAUUAUAUAUCGAUUGAAAAUUCGAAAAAAGCAUAUAUAGUUACACAACAUCCAAUGACAAAUACAAUUGAAGAUUUUUGGAGUAUGGUUGUAAAUGAACACGUUGAAGUUAUUGUUUCGUUGACAAAUUUAGUCGGACCUGAUUUUCCCCAAUUUUAUCCGAAAUCCAAGUAUGCUUUUGUUGAAUUUGGAAAUUAUCAAGUUAUUUGUAAAAGUGUCAUACAAGGUUCUCUCAAAUAUGGACCACUUUUGUAUAAUUUGGAAAUUGUGAGAAAUGGAUGUUCACAUGGUGCAAAUGUACAAUUAAUGAAAUAUUCACAUUGGGCAAAAAAUCUGGUGCCGGUUCGAACAAAAGUUGUUUUAUCAAUUUUGAAACAAAUCAAUAAGACUGUAAGUGAGACAGCACGUGCUGAUUGAUUGUAGAAAAAGCUGGAAUUAAAAAUAUUUGUAGAUAAACAUUUCAAACCAAAACUAUUUCCGAUUAUUUUCAGAAGUUUUUCGGACCAGUUCUUGUUCAAUGCGAAACUGGAAUCAAUCAAUCAGCAGCAUUGAUUUAUUGUGACGCAAUGAUAAGUUUACUUUUGGACAACAAAAGUGUUGAUGUGAGUUGGUUAUUAUAUGCUCCGAUGUUUACUGAUAAUAUUUUUCAGAUUGACACCGUAUUUCAAAAUAUUCGGAAGCAGCGUGCUUCAAUGUUAUCGCAAAGAAUUCACUUCAUUUACUCGAUUUAUGUGGUUCUCGAUUUUAUUCGAGUUAGUUUAUCUGUGACUCAAAAAUUUUCCCUAAAAAAUUAAUUUCAAAUUUCAGAUGCGCUUCAAAAAUAACAAAACAAUGCCAGAAGUUGUGAAAAUUAUUGAAAAUAUUGAAAAACCAAUAAUUCAAGAGUUUUCCAAAUAUUUAUCUGUUGAAACAAAUGAUAUGAGAACAGUUUCGCCAACUUCCACUGAAUUACUUUUUUGA
Caenorhabditis angaria is the source of this 1477-nucleotide messenger RNA. NCBI's taxonomy places the organism in Eukaryota, Metazoa, Nematoda, Chromadorea, Rhabditida, Rhabditidae. The record is from the annotation of a GenBank genome assembly.